Messenger RNA from Eutrema salsugineum, 960 nucleotides. RefSeq lists its product as uncharacterized. Bases 187 to 690 code for a protein of 167 amino acids. Gene Ontology annotation, cellular component: peroxisome. The transcript is spliced from 3 exons. The record is from RefSeq and is a predicted model, not a curated record. Gene Ontology annotation, biological process: regulation of gene expression. Gene Ontology annotation, molecular function: RNA nuclease activity. Lineage: Eukaryota; Viridiplantae; Streptophyta; Magnoliopsida; Brassicales; Brassicaceae.
UAUUGUUUUCUAAUUGGCGCCUUAUCAACAAUGUUGCACAUUAUGAUUGUUUUAAAUACUUAUCCUAUGAUAUUGAUGGGCCAAUGAUUUGAGCCAAACCAGAGCCCACCACUCUAAUAGAUCUCCUAUAAUUUGCAACUCCGAUAAACCCUAAUUAAUCUUUCUCCGUCUCCGAUCAUCUUCUCCAUGACUUCCUUGGCCGGCAAAUACUCUGAGGCAAAGACAUGCGUGUUCUGGGACAUGGAGGAUUGUCCGAUCCCCAACGGUCUGAAUCCUGAAUCUGUCUAUCGGAAUAUCAGAACCGCUCUUGCGAGUAAGGGUUAUCGUGGUGAGGUGACAAUCUGGGCUUACGGUGACAAGAAUCAGAUCCCAGGUUACUUUGAAUCCGCUGGAAUAAAGCUCGAACGUGCAGGUGAUAAAUAUGCGAGAGUUGAAACAAUGAUAAGGGGAAUUUGGUGCUGGUUAAUGGACAAUAGCGAAAACGGAUCGUCGAAUCUGCUGGUUAUCUCAGGAGACAACAUGGAUUUCGCGUCUUCUCUUAGAGAUUGGAAAGCCAUGGGUGAUAAUGUUCUCUUAGCAGAACCUGUAAACGGACCAAGAAGAUGUUGUAGGACGGUUUUGGACGCACUUAUCAUCGAUGGUGGUGCAGAAUGGCUUUGGGAAAGCCUUGCAGCUGCAGGAGAUCUCUAAUCGAUGAUGCGGGAAUGGAACAAGGUUUUGAAGCUGUGAGGACACUCGACACAAAUAUGGUCCAACAUUGUUAGUAUUCGUCUUUGCUAGUAAGGUUAUAUUGUAAGCUGAAGAUUAAUUUUAAAUUGUGAUUAAUCCCCUUUUAUUUUGACAAAAUUGCUGUUUUGCCUCUUAACUUGUGAAUGUAUGUACUAUGUACUAAACUAAUCACCUUGUCGGUGUUACUUAUUCAGUAUAUCUAUCUUGUUUUCUAUAGAAACAGUAAAAAAU